This is a messenger RNA of Aureobasidium melanogenum CBS 110374, 921 nucleotides long. RefSeq lists its product as uncharacterized. The record is from RefSeq and is a predicted model, not a curated record. Bases 1 to 921 code for a protein of 306 amino acids. The transcript has a single exon. Lineage: Eukaryota; Fungi; Ascomycota; Dothideomycetes; Dothideales; Saccotheciaceae.
AUGCCAGGCUCCCACGAUCUCAGCGUGGAGAAUUUGCGGUUGCAUGAACGUAGUGUGGAGAAGGAGAGAUUUAAUGUUAGAAGUGGUUAUGUGGUGAGGACUGUCACUGAGGCUACUACGACAAGACCGCCUGCAAAGCCUACGAGUGUUGUGAGAGAGACGAGGAGUGAGAAGGCUGGAGCAAAGGCAGGAUCGAAGGCCGCGUCAAAGGCUGGAUCCAAGGCAGGAUCGAAGGCUGGGUCGAAAAUUGGACCAAGGGCGGGAUCGAAGACAGGAUCUAAGGAUGGUUCCAAGGCUGGAUCGAACCGAGGAGGAAGCAUCGAAAAACAAGACAACGACAAGGAAGUUUUGAUCGUCACAGUCAUUGAAGAAGAAGAAGAAGAGCAAGACGAAGCCGGAAACCUACCUCCCAAAGCUCCUUCAACAAUCCACACUCGAGUCAGCAAAACUGCUUCUGCAAAUCCUCCAGCCUCUGUCCAUCCCUCGCAUCACUCGCAUCACUCUCAUCACAGCACCCACAGCAGAAGAUACGAUCUCUACAACAUCCCCGUUGGUAUCCCACUUCCACCCGGCUUCUCCAAGGUACCAGAGAUCAAGGAGAUGGAUGGUUUUGAUGCAAAAGAUAGAGAGAUGGCGUUGGUCAAACUUCCUUCUCUUGCUGCUGUGAAAUCUACUUCCGGAAUACUGCCUGAGAGGCAAGUUGCGAAACGAUUUCCCACACCUUCGCAUGUUAGCAGCAGCCAUCACAGCAACAGCAAAAGCAAAGCCUUGGAUAACGGCGGUGGGGCUGGACGUAGGGAUCAAGGCAGGUGGAAUGAGUAUGACAGAGGAGAUAUGAUCUUUGAGGAAGUAAGAGAAGUUACGAGAACAAGAUAUGUGGUCAAGAUGCCGGAAGAUAAGAUUGGAGAGUGGAGGGUCUGA